Zeugodacus cucurbitae (melon fly) is the source of this 636-nucleotide messenger RNA. RefSeq lists its product as uncharacterized. The coding region runs from base 103 to 315 and encodes 70 amino acids. The transcript has a single exon. NCBI's taxonomy places the organism in Eukaryota, Metazoa, Arthropoda, Insecta, Diptera, Tephritidae. The record is from RefSeq and is a predicted model, not a curated record.
UGUUCCGAUUAAAAUCUAACAUUUCUAAGAAAUUGUGUUUUUAAGGACGACGAAUUUGUAGUAAAUUCUGCAGGUUGCCCUUGUAAAAAGGGGUUUAAAGGAAUGAAUAAGAAUUACAGCAAAGAUUGUUUGGGGCUUUGUUUAAGGAUAUCCGCACUUCAUCAAACGUGGAAGUGGUUGCAUCAAACAAUCGCUUUACAUGAAUAUUUAAUAUCGGUUACUGCAGCAAGCUCGGCAGGCCAUUACUGUGAUAAGAAUUUGAUGCAUUUCAAGGUCGCCAAAGAAAAUCAGAUUCAAUAUACUCUCAAAUUCUAAACAAACAUUUUUAUAAAUAUUCUUUGAUUAAAGCAUGUGUUACACGCUACUUUAAAAAGUUGAAACGAAUACAAUUGUUGAUUAAUAGUCAAGGAAUAGUUAAUAAUAACGUUUUUCAAAACAUUGUGUUAUCACUAUGAAUACCAUAAUUACCAAAGGUUACACAAGAGGCAUUCAUAAAUGCUUACUUUCUGUUUUUGAAGACGCAAAUAUUAAAUUAUCAAAAUAUUUGUUUUAUACUAACUGUAUGAAACAAAACAAGAAGACACCAAGUAAUUAUGGAUUACCGCCAUCUUCGUUUGUAACAAAAUCAAAUAAUAA